This is a messenger RNA of Terrapene triunguis (Three-toed box turtle), 2414 nucleotides long. It is a transcript of the gene ZNHIT2, whose product is annotated as zinc finger HIT-type containing 2. NCBI's taxonomy places the organism in Eukaryota, Metazoa, Chordata, Testudines, Emydidae. The coding region runs from base 16 to 1317 and encodes 433 amino acids. The record is from RefSeq and is a predicted model, not a curated record. The transcript has a single exon.
CGGCAGAAGGCGGAAAUGCCCGAGUGGUGGCGGAAAGACCCGAGCGCUGCCAAGAUGGAGGCAGCCGAGCCCUGCGGCCUGUGCCUGCAGGAGCGGGCCCCCUACACGUGCCCCCGCUGUAACAUGCGUUUCUGUUCGGUGCCCUGUUACCGGGGCCACGGGGCCUGCGCCGAGGCUUUCCACCGCCGGCAGCUGCUGCUCCGGCUCCAGGGCCAGCGGGGGGACCCGGCCUCCCGAACCCGCCUGAAAGAGGCGCUACUCCGGCUGCGGGAGCUACGCGAGCUCGAGGACGCGGAGCCCCAGCUAGGCCGCGACCUGGAGGACCAGGACGACGGUCUGUGGGAGCGGCUCAGUCCGGCCGAAAAGGCCGCCUUUCAGCGCCUGCUGAGCAGCGGGGAGAUUGGAACCUUCCUGCCCCCCUGGAGGCCCUGGUGGCGGGGAUGGGGCCGGGGGCUGGUCCAGGAGCUGGGGGGUACUGAGGGUGCCCAGGAAGCUGGGGAUACCCAGCCCCCUGCAGGCACCCAGAAGCCAGAGCAGAAGAUCCCAGACUCAGCACCUAUCCACCAGCCACCGGUACCCCAAGGUGCUUACCCCCCCACGGGCAUCCGGCAGCCAGAGGAGAGCUCAGGCAUGGCACCCACCCAGCAGCCUGAAGAAAUGCCAAGCCCAGUGCCUGCUGUGCCUGCAUCCAUUCCACCACUGAGCUCCCUGACCUGCAGCCCAGCCUCACCCCUGGUGUGCUUCCAGCUGCCUAAUGUCCUCUAUGCCUACGUCUUCGCCCUCACCCUCUACAAUGGGGACUUGAGUGAAGAUGAGCUGCUGCCUGAGUUCUCUGACGUGGUCCUGGAUGUCUGCGGGGCAUUGGGUGCCAGGCAGGUCUUCCGCUCCACAGCAGAGGCGCUGCAGGCUGCUCUCCAGGCAGUGACAGCCAGCCGGUACCCCGAGUGCCCCCUGGGGAAUGCAGGUGCUAUGAUGGCAGUGGCCCAGAUCCUGAUGGGGGAGAAUCAAACCAAACAGAAAGGCUACAGCUUGGCAGCCCUCUCCCAUCUUGCCAGGCUGCUGGGCAAGGCCAAGAAACUGGUGCCAACAGAGGAGCGGCCCAGGGUGUAUGGUGCCAAGAAGAAGUGUGAAUUUCUGCUCUCCUGGGUCAAUGAGAACCAGGAAUCUUUGACUGGCCUGGCCCUAGAGGUACAAAGGGAAUAUAAAACCCAUUUGGAGGCAGUCAAAGAGGUGGAUGUAGUUACCAAAGAACUGCAGAAGAUGUGGGGUGGGAAACUGCCCCCUGCAAAAAAGCCAUUGAUUGAGGAGUUGGACUGAUGGCUGGAACUUAGUCACCCCUAAAACCAUCCACACUUAAAAUAUUGGGGGAUUUUAGUGGAAUUGGACCCAUUUAGAGACUGGAUUAUUUUUUUUAAGUGGGGAAAAGUGAAUGAACCCUCUCUUGGUCAAUAGCUGUUUUGGAUAAAUCCACUACACUGAGUCUUGGCACAAAUGUUGAUUUGGUUUCUAGGGAGUUGACCUGUUGCAAUAAAAAGAGCAAAGCAGCUGGCUGUGUACAUUCCUGUCUUCCAUUCAGCGGGACCCUUGGUGUGUCCCAUUCACUUAAAGCAUUUGCUGUUACUUUGGUGGUUUCAAAGUUGGUGUGUUUUCCACUGGUGCUGCAGAAACUGCUAGCUGGUCACAGCAUGGGACUCUGUGUUUUGUAUCCCACCUCAUACAGAUUUUUGCAGAAAUCAUCAAUAAAAGGACAGCUAGACACCCUCAUAGCUAGAGUUGCUGUCAACUAGAAAACGAGCAUUUUAAGGACAAACAUACUCUGCAUCCUUACAGCUGUUAUAAACCACUGUCAAAUUAACAGCAGUAACAGAACGUGAAAAGUCUUUGCUUUCCUGUGCAUUAAUAUGGGAGCUGUAUUCCCCCAAAAGUCCCAAUCUCCAUCAUUAGACUGGAGCUUCAGCUGGAAAUAACUAAAAAGACAGCUCCUGUUGAGAGAGAGAGAGAGAGGCCAGACCCAUUCACAGCUCAGGAGAGAGUGAGAGACAGUGGCAGGAGAGAGAGUGAAUGAGUAUCAGGUAUUUUUAAAAUCUGAUAUUUUAAUGUACAUAGUCUUAUCUAGUUAAUGUUUAUUUAGCUCUCUAAACUAUUCUAACUGAUCACUGUGGUAGGAAUAUAAGAAUAGCUGGCCUGGAUGAGACCCAUGGUCCAUCUAGUUCAGUAUCCUAUCUGUGACUGUGGCCUGCCCCAAAUGCUUCAGAGGAAGGUGUAAGAACCCCACGGUAGGCAGAUGUAGUGUAAUCUGCUCCUGCAGCUCUGUAGGAGUUAGAUUGGCAUUAAGACCUGAAUAGCAAGGUUUAAUAUUCCUUCCAUAAUGUUGUCUUGAAUUAUGUCAACUGGAUAUUCUUGAUAUCCAUAUA